Messenger RNA from Candoia aspera, 4521 nucleotides. RefSeq names its product BRCA1 associated protein 1 (gene BAP1). The record is from RefSeq and is a predicted model, not a curated record. Gene Ontology annotation, cellular component: cytoplasm. Gene Ontology annotation, biological process: protein deubiquitination; ubiquitin-dependent protein catabolic process. The transcript has 17 exons. Bases 185 to 2368 code for a protein of 727 amino acids. Gene Ontology annotation, molecular function: cysteine-type deubiquitinase activity. NCBI's taxonomy places the organism in Eukaryota, Metazoa, Chordata, Lepidosauria, Squamata, Candoiidae.
GCCGCCGCCGCCGCCGCCGCCGCCGCCGCCUUUUCAAUCCCGGACGUUUCGGGACGCUUUUUCUUCCCUGCUGGCCGGAACGGGGCUGUACCGCGGACCGGAUGUGCCCGGGGAAACCCGGAUGUAUGGUUCCCCUCCGGGCGCCCGGGGCCCGUCAUGGCGCUGAGGCCUGACCAGGGGGAAGAUGAAUAAGGGCUGGCUGGAGCUGGAGAGCGACCCCGGGCUCUUCACACUCUUAGUGGAGGAUUUUGGUGUUAAGGGAGUGCAAGUUGAGGAAAUUUAUGAUCUACAGAGCAAAUGCCAAGGGCCUGUCUAUGGAUUUAUCUUCCUUUUCAAAUGGAUUGAAGAACGUCGAUCCCGACGGAAAGUCUCUACUUUGGUAGAUGAGACAUCAGUGAUUGAUGAUGACAUUGUCAACAACAUGUUCUUUGCUCACCAGCUGAUUCCCAAUUCUUGUGCCACACAUGCAUUGUUAAGUGUGCUCCUGAACUGUAACAGUGUGGAUCUGGGGCCAACGCUGAGCCGAAUGAAGGAAUUCACCAAAGGUUUUAGUCCAGAGAGCAAAGGCUAUGCCAUUGGAAAUGCUCCAGAACUGGCCAAGGCCCAUAACAGCCAUGCUAGACCAGAGCCCCGGCAUUUGCCAGAAAAACAGAAUGGAAUUAGUGCUGUGCGGACCAUGGAGGCUUUUCAUUUUGUCAGCUAUGUUCCCAUCAAAGGGCGGCUCUUUGAACUGGAUGGCCUGAAAGUUUAUCCCAUUGAUCAUGGGCCUUGGGCGGAGGAUGAAGAAUGGACAGACAAAGCCAGGAGAGUUAUCAUGGAGAGGAUUGGACUUGCCACAGCAGGGGAGCCGUAUCAUGACAUCCGCUUUAAUUUGAUGGCUGUGGUACCUGACAGGAGAAUGAAGUAUGAAUCUAAGCUACAUAUCUUGAAGGUGAACCGACAAACUGUACUGGAAGCUUUGCAGCAGCUCAUCCGAGUGACUCAACCAGAACUUGUACAUACCCAGAAAUCUCAAGAGCCCCAGACUUCUGAGGAGCCCAGGUCAGCUAACAGCAAGACCUCCACUGCACUGGAAGUAGGAAGAGCACAGUUAAUUCCAGAGAGCUCCCAGGCAGAGGGUUCUGAAGAUUCUGGACCCCAGGAUUUGCCUAUCUCAACCCAGAGCCCUUCAAGCAAGGCAAAGCUGAGCAGUAAACCGCAUGUGAGCAGCAUAAAUGGGGCCCUAUCAGCCCCCAACCCCAUCGUACAAAGGCUGCCAGCUUUCUUGGAUAACCACAACUAUGCCAAGUCACCUAUGCAGGAGGAAGAGGACCUUGCAGCAGGAGUGGGCCGAAGCCGAGUCCCAGUCCAGCAGCACCAGCAAUACUCCGAUGAUGAGGAUGACUAUGAGGAUGAGGAGGAUGAGGAAGUGUGUAGCACCAGUCCUGCUAUCAGCUACAAGCGGAAGGGCCUGGUGAAACAGGAGCACCUGAUGGGGAGUGGAGAUGGCCAGCUGUCUAUGCUGCAGCCCAACACCAUCAAUGUCCUUGCAGAGAAGCUGAAAGAAACCCAGAAAGAUCUCUCCAUUCCUUUGUCUAUUAAGACUAGCAGUGGAGGCACUGCAGUAGCUGUGGUUGCCCACUCUCAGCCAUCUCCCACGCCCAGCAAUGAAAGCACGGACACUGCCUCAGAGAUCGGGAGUGCCUUCAAUUCCCCACUUCGCUCCCCCAUCCGAUCAGCCAAUCCUACUCGCCCUUCCAGUCCUGUCACCUCUCACAUCUCCAAGGUGCUAUUUGGAGAGGAAGACAGCCUGCUCCGUGUGGACUGUAUACGCUACAACCGGGCUGUGAGAGAUUUGGGACCCAUCAUCAGUACUGGUUUGCUGCACCUCACAGAGGAUGGAGUUUUCUGCCCUCUUACUGUCACAGAGGGUGGAAAAAACUCCCCUCCUUCUAGCAAAUCAAAUGAAGAGGUUCAGAUCAUUGUAAAAGCAGAAGAAGGGGACUCUAAUGAGCCAAAUGACAGCAAGGAGAAGGCUGGAAUUGGCCGGUCUACUGAUCCCCCUGCUGGGGAAAAGUAUGCUCCUAAAGAGCUCCUGGCAUUGCUUAAGUGCGUGGAGGCUGAAAUUGCAAACUAUGAAGCCUGUUUAAAGGAGGAAGUAGAGAAAAGAAAGAAAUUCAAGAUUGAUGACCAGAGAAGAACUCACAAUUAUGAUGAAUUUAUAUGUACUUUUAUCUCCAUGUUGGCACAAGAAGGAAUGUUGCCUAGCCUUGUUGAACAAAACAUCUCUGUCCGCAGACGGCAAGGGGUCAGCAUUGGGCGUCUCCACAAGCAGCGGAAGCCUGACCGACGGAAACGUUCCAGGCCUUAUAAAGCUAAACGUCAGUAGUCUCAACAUUUGGACAGGACUCGGUGUGCUCUACUUGCCUCUUUGAUAAUGUGGUGCAUAUUUCAUGUACUUCUCCACCAACUGGACAGUGCUCAGGAGAGGGAUUUGCACUGAAAUUGUCUGCAAAUGAUCAGUAUUAGUGUGACUAAUUCUACCUAUAUUCUACUGGAUUUUAGACAUUGCUCCAGUGGUUGUUUACCAUUGGGGCAUUCAGAGAUAAGUUUUCCCUCCAGAGGGGAUGUGAGAAGCAUAAGGAAUAGGACCACUUGAGUGAUUGACUGACACUGAACUUGAAUUUGUUACUUGGCAUCCUAAACGAAUAUGCAGUGCAUCUUGCAGUAAUAAGUGGCAGUCUUCAGAGAUUUUACAUGAAUAUUGCUUAAAAAGAAGUAAGUCAAAUCUUUGCAGUCCUCUAGAAGUGCGUUACAGUUAGGUUGAUGCAUUAUUUAGUUCAGAGAGAGUCAGAAUUAGCUAGAUUCUGAUUUUUGCUUUGUUUUCCAGGGGAACAAAUGUCUAUGUUAUGUCUUUGUGUGUGUGUGUGUGUGUGUGUGUGUGUGUGUCCUGAAUCAGACUGUCAUCACUAUAACAGAUUUCAGGUAGCUAGUGACCCUCAUUCUCUUGAACUGUACAUCAGGCUCCCUCACAAGUGGUCUUCAGGUCCUGCUAAUUUUUCUCUUGGUGGGUUUUUUCCCCAGCUGAUCCUGAAGCAGAGAGGGGAAUUUUCCUUAUGGGUUUUAUAUGUCCAGAGUAAAAUCUUUUGGUGUGAGGGUACUUUUGUUCAUAGGUUACAGCAUGAAGGCUUUGCAGUCUGGAAGCUGCUUUCUUUUCUUUUGUAUGUAUGGAAGCUAUGUACACAUCAUGAUUCAAACUGUGAAAUUAAUUUUUUAGAUUUUCUUUGGCAAUUGCUUUUUACUGAAAUUCUGCUGUUUAAAACCGUUUUUAGGAAUUUAAACUAUGCGUAGAGAAACAAAAUGGCUGGUAAUACAAAUUGCCAAAUGAAAAUACCAGAAGAUACCCUUCCUGACCUUUAUUGUAGGGAACUGUUCAGACCAGCAUUUUUGAGAGAGAGCAGGAUAAGGUGCUUCAGUAGAAAAUGAAUCAUCACUGGGUUUGUUCCUGCUUACACUUCAAGGAAAAAAUGGAAAGAUUCUAUAGGAAAGCAAUUCCUGUACUUCAUGUAAACUUACAGACAAACAAUGGAAUAGUGACUUUUGUACCUGUCUGUGGUGUAAGGAUAGGGGAAAUGUAGAGCAGAGAUGGCUGGAGCCAGUGUGUCAUGGGUGGCAUGACAACUAGGGAUGGGUCUCUGUACUGUAGGAAUUUAGUCUAACGUAUUUGCUUGGAGCCUUUCCAGCUCACUUCAGAGCUUGCAGAGACAGGAACCUCCAUAGAUUGCAGGUCCCCUGACUAUGUGGCUGGUAAGAUAGGGCACAAAGUGAUACUUCUGCAUCAAGUAAGCAGCAUCCCCUUUCCAUUGAUUAUGGGUCAGACUAGAGCAUCUGGCUUAUUACUCCACAAGGGUAUAGAUAUUUGGCCAGCAGGGUCUGGAUGUCAUCAGCCCUUGUUUUCCAAAGCCGCCUCAGCAAUUUUAUAUCUACAUCAUGGUAAUCCUGUCAGUCUGCCCCUCUCAUUCCAGUCCACUUGCAAUCUGUUGUCGCUGUGUAAUCAGUUGUCUACCUAGCCAGUCCUAAGACAAGUGUUGUUAGCUUCUCCUUAUUCACAUGGCUCUAUCUCUGUCCUGUGAGAACAGUGCUUUGUCAAUACAGCAGAUUUAUAAAUGUUUUAAGCUUUUGGCAGAAUGAUAGCAAAUUUGCGUUAAAUUAUGCUAGCUGAUGGCUAGAGGAAUCUUCCAAAUUGUUUUUGGAAGAACAAUUUAACUUGUCUCCUCCUGAAACUUCUAUUCCAUGAAUAUGUACAGUUGAGUCUCAUAGUAUAGUUAUUUUAAAAAAAUCAUCAUGAGAUUCAAAAGAAGAUCAAAGUGAAAAGGCAAUGGUCCCUGAGAAGAUGGUGAAAUAUAUUUGCUUUCUUUGCAAAUAUGUACAGUGCCUGACUGUAGAAUUACUAUUUUUUAUUUGUUGACAGAAUCACCUGUCCCUUGCGUUGUCAAGUGCUGUAAAUAUCAGUUCUGUUAAAAAUAAAGUAAAAUGUAUGUA